UUCACUCUCCCAGCCCAGUCUCUCUAAUUCUUCAUUCUGGCGAUUUCUAGGGCGAAAUGUAUCGAUCUUUGUGGUGUGAAUUGGGAGUAACUCUGAAGAGGACGACAACUUCUUCUUCAACAUUACCAGCUAAGUAUUUUUUCAGAAUACAAAAUCAAAAUGUUGCUGUAAUUUCAAAAUCUAGGGUUACUUCCAUCUUCUCUUCCUUCUCUACUACCACUAGUAAUAAGCGUAAUAAUGUCAAUUGUUCUUAUGAUUUUGAUUCAUCAUUUGUGGUUUCUUAUCUGAUUAAUUCAUGUGGAUUAUCACAAACUGAAGCAAUUAUUGCUUCUAAAAAAAUCAAUUUUAAAACCACAACGAAACCAGAUUCAGUAUUAACCCUACUCAAAACAUAUGGAUUUACUGAACCCGACAUUUCUAAGCUAAUAAACAAGGAACCAUCCAUCCUCUUAUCUAAUCCUCAUAAAACCCUUCAACCCAAACUGGAUUUCUUCAAAUCAAAAGGAAUUUAUGAAAUUGAGCUUGCCAACUUCAUCUCCAGGUUCCCAAAAUUUCUGACGCGAGGCUUAAAGGGAGAAAUAAUUCCUUCCUUUGAAAUACUUAAGAGCAUUGUUCACUCUGAUGUACAUGUCAUUAAAAUGAUUAAACGAAAUUCUUGGAUUAUCAGUGCGGACCGAAUUAAAAGAGUGAUGGUCAAUGUAGAGCUUUUGAGAAAUGAAGGUGUUCCUGAAACUAAUAUUCAUAUGUGUUUAAGCGCCCAACCAAGAGCAUAUUCAGAAAGCGCCAAUAGAUUUAAAGAGAUUUUAGAAAAGGUUAAAGAAAUGGGGUUCCAUCACUUACAAACCACAUUUCUUAGAGCUAUACAUGGAUUAACAUCAAUGAAUGGAGCCAAUUGGAGGAAAAAGAUGGAUGUUUACAAGAGAUGGGGUUGGUCUGAAGAUCACAUUCAUGCAGCAUUUAGGAAACAUCCCAGCUGUAUGAUGGCUUCCGAAAAGAAGAUUAUGGGGAUUAUGAAUUUCCUUGUGAACGAUAUGGGUCAUAAUUCAUUAAGUAUUUCUGGAGCCUCAAAAGUUUUUUGCUAUAGCUUGAAGAACAGGAUUAUACCUAGGUGUUCUGUUGUUAAGAUUUUAGUCUCCAAGGGUCUGAUUCAGAAAAAACCUUGUAUUAAUUCAUUUGUAACAAUCACAGACAAGUCUUUUUUGGAAAAAUAUAUCAAGAAAUACGAGCUAGAAGUUCCCGAACUAAUGAAGGUAUUCCAGCGUCAGCUUAAUUACCUAGACCUACUUCAGAACUAGUGUACCUUGUCUUUCCCUCUUCUUCUUUUUCCUGUUCCUGCUGGUCUUUCAUAUUUUAGCUCUGCUCUUGUUUAUGAUUGUAUUGCUAUUUCAGUUAAAAAUAUUGAGAUGCUUCAUUCGUUUGAAAAAAAUGAAGAAUAUAUAUCACGAAGUAGUAGUCCUAUGUUUUGGGCAUGUUAUUUGUGGUUUUUUGUUUGAUAAGAAAGUUUGUAUAGUUGGAUUACUAUUGUUUCUUCCGAAGGUUGGCAGUUUAGUAACUUUAUGUUAGCUCAACUGUCCUUUGGAGUCCAUUAGAUAUUUUUUUCUUUUUCUUCUAUGUAAACACUUCAUUAUUUUUUUCCAAGUACCGAGACAAUAGAACUCGAGUAAAAGAUGUUAUGAAGUUGGGAAAGAUUGCUAUGUCAUCUGCUUCGACUUAUGAAGAGUUCAUGGCUGCUAUUGCCGAGUACUUGAACCCGGUAUAAGAUAUCAACUUGCAGGUAGUGAUUUUUCUCUUCUACAGCGACCUUGUAUUUGAAGAGCUGCUGGAAAGGAUUAAGGUGAAGGAAGAGAAGGAGGCUAAAAACCGUCAACUCCUAGCUGAUGACUUCUCUGAUCUAUUACGCUCAAUUAAGGGAUAAGGAGAGGGAGGCUCCAAGAAGGAUGAUACAGAGAGCGACACUGUUGAUGCAUCUGGCGUGAAGGAGGACAGAAAAUGGGACAAGGAUAAGGAUAGGAAACUCUGAAAGUGACCAAAGUGGGGCUGAAGACAUGAGUUCGGAGGAGGAGGAAAAAGAUAAUUCAAAGAAAUCACAAAGACAUAGUAGUUCUAGAAAAAAAUCAAGAAUAGCAUGCAUGCACUCCUAAUUCAGAUGGUGAAGGUGCACACAAGAGACAUCGGAAAGAUCAUAGAGAUGGCUCCAUAGAAAUGGCACUCAUGGGAAACUUGGAGAGGAUGGGAAGAUACGGCGAGUUCAGUGAAGUUAGAGCAGCAACAGAAGAGAAUCAAGCAAUAUGCAGGCAGUUGCUCUCAGGCUUGAAUACUGCAGUACGAUGGAACCAAGAACAGGUUGUCAGGAGAAGUCUUUUUCAAUGAAGUUUGUGACUGACUUGCUCAGAUUAUUCUCCUCAAUUCCGUCUCUCCUCUGUAAUGGAAACCAAUCGACCUUUUGAAGACCAAAGUCCUCUGCUGUAGUAGUGGUGCAUCAAAAGGAAAUACUGGUGAUGGCUAGAAGCAGUGAUUUCUUAACUGCUGUAUCUGGAGGGUUGCCGCCAGCUCUUUUGCCAGAAUUUUGGCAGUAUUGUGUGUGGGAAUGGGCUGCUAAGACGGGUGGUUUAUCAUACUACGCCUUCAUUCUUGGCAAACUUAGAGUCACCACAUCAACAGUACUGUAGAUUCUCUCUUCUUUGGAGGGCGCCCUUUUCUGAGGUUCCUUUCUUUAGUUGGUUUUUGAUGUUACUUUUGUGUGUCCUUUUGUAUUGAUUUGCCUAAUUUGGCUGGUUAAUAGAAAAAUGACCCUUAUUCCUAA
Papaver somniferum (opium poppy) is the source of this 2803-nucleotide messenger RNA. RefSeq lists its product as uncharacterized. The record is from RefSeq and is a predicted model, not a curated record. The coding region runs from base 57 to 1295 and encodes 412 amino acids. The transcript is spliced from 6 exons. Gene Ontology annotation, cellular component: chloroplast. Gene Ontology annotation, molecular function: double-stranded DNA binding. Gene Ontology annotation, biological process: regulation of DNA-templated transcription; chloroplast organization. Lineage: Eukaryota; Viridiplantae; Streptophyta; Magnoliopsida; Ranunculales; Papaveraceae.